AUGUCAUUAUCCGAGCAUGCCGAGCCAUUGACACCAUCGAGAAAACGGUCGAAAUGGCGGGAUCACGAUGAAGAGGACACACAAUCUCUUGCUCAACCCAAUGUUCAACACAAGCGACGUGUGAGGCCCAAACGGUCACCGGAAACAUCCGCUUCGCCUGCUCCAGCCGCAGCUCAAUUCCCAACCUCCACCAAACCCUCACACAGUACCUACGUCCCUCCUAGAACUCAUCAUCCCCCGAUUAUACCGUCUCGGUCUGUCUACAGUUACGAGCGGUUGAACCAAAUAGAAGAAGGGUCUUAUGGAGUCGUUUUUCGCGCCAGAGAUAAGCAAACAGGUGACAUCGUGGCCCUGAAAAAAUUCAAGCUUGACGAGGAAAAGAAUGGCUUCCCUAUUACCGCUCUACGGGAAAUCAACGCGCUUAUGUCCUGUCGGCAUGAAAACGUCGUCGGGGUCCGUGAGGUGGUAGUCGGAGAUACCCUGACACAAGUGUUUGUAGUGAUGGACUUUAUUGAACAUGACCUCAAGUCACUUCUUACGCUCAUGCCCUUGCCAUUUUUGCAAUCUGAGGUGAAGACAUUGAUGCUACAGCUGCUUUCAGCGGUGAAGCACUGUCAUUCAAACUGGAUACUUCAUCGCGACCUCAAGACCAGCAACUUACUCAUGAACAAUCGUGGCAUCAUCAAAGUCGCUGACUUCGGUCUUGCGAGAAGGUAUGGAGAUCCCGUCGGAGUAGGAGGGAUGACCCAACUUGUGGUGACUCUUUGGUAUCGAGCUCCUGAAAUCCUUCUAGGAGCAGAGACCUACUCGACUGCAGUUGACAUGUGGUCCGUUGGCUGUAUCUUCGCAGAGCUACUCCUCAAAGAACCACUCUUCCAAGCCAAGGGAGAGUUAGAGCUGAUUUCUAUGAUUUUCAAACUCUUGGGACCCCCGACAAACAGUUCAUGGUCGGGGUAUUCAACUCUCCCGCUUGCAAAAACCAUCACUCUACCAUCCCCCCAACCACCUCAAUUUCGCCACAAAUUUCAAUACCUGACAACAGCAGGUCUAGACCUCAUGAUGUCGCUCUUGACUUACGAUCCGGAACGUAGAAUUUCGGCAGAAGAAGCUCUCCAGCAUCCGUAUUUCAGCGAAUCACCCCUCCCCAAGCAUCCAGAUUUGUUUGGCUCUUUCCCGUCCGCUGCUGCUGGUGAAAAGAAACGCAAGAUUUUUGACAGCCCUUCAGCACCUGUUCGAGCGGCAGAUUACAAGCUAUUGACUGAAUUCGAUAUUCCGUAG
Messenger RNA from Marasmius oreades (fairy-ring Marasmius), 1278 nucleotides. RefSeq lists its product as uncharacterized. The transcript is spliced from 5 exons. The record is from RefSeq and is a predicted model, not a curated record. Gene Ontology annotation, biological process: regulation of mitotic cell cycle; protein phosphorylation. Bases 1 to 1278 code for a protein of 425 amino acids. NCBI's taxonomy places the organism in Eukaryota, Fungi, Basidiomycota, Agaricomycetes, Agaricales, Marasmiaceae. Gene Ontology annotation, cellular component: nucleus. Gene Ontology annotation, molecular function: ATP binding; cyclin-dependent protein serine/threonine kinase activity.